CUCAGCCUCUCUAUCAGUCUAGCUCUGAUGAGCCUUGGACUUUAAUUACUGUAUCCUCAGCAAAAUCAAAGAGCUCCGCUUCAGUUCCUGGGUGCAGGCAACGUAUGGCAGAACAAAGAUCUCAACGUGAUUCCACCAUUUGAAGUCCAUUGAUUGGGAAGGGCAGAGUAAAAGAUCCAAGAGCGCACUAAUGUGCUGAGGCUGAAGCGUUUACAAGCUCGGAUGGACUCAACAGGCCGUUGAGUGAAACUCUGGUGAGCUUUACAGUGUGCUGUUGAUUCUUACAUACAGGCCGAAUCCUGACUUUACCAUGAAGAUCUCUGGGACUUCACUCGACCUGAGUGCAACAGACUAUGGAAUAACCCUGGACCCUACAUUCACCAUGCUGGAGUUUGACGGUCUACGUGUUCUCCCUCUACAAGCAGAGCCACUAAUCCCAGGACAUGUGCCUGCAUCAGUACCAGUGGCUGCGCCACAGCAGAGCAGCAUGAAUCUCUGUGCUAUCUGCGCAGACAGAGCUACAGGGAAGCACUACGGUGCGUCCAGUUGUGAUGGCUGCAAGGGCUUCUUCAGGAGGAGUGUGCGCAAGAACCAUGCCUACACAUGCAGGUUCAGCAGGCAGUGUGUGGUGGACAAAGACAAAAGAAACCAAUGUCGAUACUGCAGACUUCGAAAGUGCUUCAGAGCCGGCAUGAGGAAAGAAGCUGUUCAGAAUGAGCGUGACCGUAUCAGCUGUCGUAGAGAAGGUCAAGGCGUCGGGACUCUCACCAUUGAUGUGCUGAUGCAGGCAGAGGCUUGCACUCAUCAGAACCAGAAUCCCAUGAGGGACAUCAACACCAAGAAGAUAGCCGGCGUGGGAGAUGUGUGUGAAUCCAUGAAACAGCAGCUACUCCUUCUAGUGGAAUGGGCGAAGCGCAUCCCUGAGUUCUGCGAGCUCUCGGUGGAUGACAGGGUGGCACUGUUAAGAGCUCACUCCGCUGAACACCUCAUCUUAGGGGUGGCACGACGUUCACUUCCCUACAAUGACAUCAUCCUGCUGGGAAACGACUUCAUCAUUCCUGUUCGAGGCACCGAGCAGGAGAUGUCCAAGGUAGCCACUCGUAUCCUGGAAGAGCUGGUGAGACCUCUGAAAGAGCUGAACAUCACAGACACUGAAUUUGUCUGUCUCAAAACCAUCGUCUUCUUCGCCCCAGACUGUCCUGGACUGCAGUGCUCUCAGGCAGUGCGCCGCCUGCGAUUCCAGGCCCAGGUGCUGCUGGAUGAGGCCACGAGCGAGCAGCGAGGCCGGUUUGGAGAGCUGCUGUUGUUGCUGACCACACUCCAGAGUGUGGCCUGGCAGAUGGUGGAGCAGCUGCAGCUGAUGCGUCUCCUGGGCAAAGCCAGUGUGGACAGCCUGCUGAUGGAGAUGCUCCUGGGAGAAGAAGCAAGCAGAGGAUCUGAAGCACUGGCAGCCUCAGAGUCAAAUCCUGAGCCACUUAUAUUCACCACAGCUACAGAGUCUGCCCUCUCCAGAGGAAUACUGAUGGAGCACAUCCCAAUGCCAAACUUCACAUCCGUGAUCCUUCCUGUACCCUCCUCUUUGUCUGAAGAUCCCCUGCUACCCACACACACCGGGCAUGAGGUCUUCACACAUGGACAAGCAGCAGACAUGCCAAGAGAAAUGUCCAACAGUCUCGCCAUGCCAACUGUCCACACGUGCCUUUAACCACAUGUGUAAAGGUCCUCAGUUAAACAGACAUGAAUAACUUUAUAUACUUAUGACCUCAGCUGAUAAACACAUAAAACUGAGGACAAGGAGUCAUUAUAUUUUACAUAUAGUGAGUAGGAUCAUGCUUAAUAAUAGUGUUAAAAUCUAACAGUGUUAAAAUUUUAAUGAGAGUGAAAAAUGAACACAAUAAACGGUCUCCAAGCAGUAUAUAAAUAUUUUGUAUGGAGAUCACUGGUAAAUGAUUGUCUAAUUUAUUGGAUGGUGACAUGGCAGGCCGUGUGCAUAAACAUUACAGUUCAACAACUCUCAUGGGUUCAUGGUUCAAUCAGAUACCAGAUGUCAAACACAUGAGGGUUGGUCUGCCUUAAAUGUAGAAAAAGGACUGCCUGAUUUUUUUCCACUUGAAUAUAUCAUAAGAGAUUUUUUGUUUUGUUAUCAUAUCAUACACUGUAAAAAUGAUUUUGUUCUUGUUGUUGUUGUAAAUAAAACAGAUUAUUGGAGUAGGUUUUACAAGAAAAUACUAUUUCAGUUUUUGUACUUAAAAAUUUCAAAUUUAAUUAUGUGUAUUACUUGCCAUUUCUCUGUAAUUAUUUGUGAAAUUUACUAGCAAUGUCUGAGUGAAAAUUGUUUCAAAGAAAAAAAAAAUACACCAAUUUUGUCAGUCUAUCAUAUGUUUGUUUCUGUCACUUUUUUUUUUUUAAAUGCAUAUUUUGCAGUUUAUGCUCAUGUUAGAUUUCUUUUUUCUUUUUUUUUUUUUUUUUUUUUUUUGUUGAUUAUCAGGUCAAAGUGAAUUAGAAUUUAAUUUAAAUUGUUUAGAAAGGCAAACUAGAAUAAAUGAGAGACCAAUAGGCCUAAAUGUGGAAAAAUAAAUUCACCAGAGGGCGCCAAAUGCUUAUUAUCCAAGAUUCCCAUGUCAGGAAGAGGCUUGUUAUUCUUUCAUAUUAUUUGACUUAUUUCUCCAUAAAUAUACAUUUAGAGCAAGUCAUAAUAGAACAAAUUGUGAAGAGAAAUAAUCCCAUACAACCAAAACCUUACUUCAAAAAAAAAACUGUACAAGGAGGACAAAACUAAUCUGAACAUGUGAAGCACUUUUAAGUAGUUUUAUUUAGAUCAUCAUUACAAAGAUGCAUUGUACUAUCGCCGAACUCAGUAUGAAUAUUAUCGUUUAAAUUACCAUGUAUGAGGUUAUCGCUAUAUUUUGUGUUUAAAGGGAUAGUCUACCCAAAAAAAUCAAAUUCUGUCAUCUUUACUCACCCUCAUGUCAUUUCAAAACUGUAUGUCUUUCUUCUGCUGAACACAAAUAAAGAUAUUUGAAGAAUUUUGGUGACCAAGUCCUGUCGGUUUUUUGUCCAUACUAUGGACGUCAAUUGGACCCAAAACUAUUUGUUUACCAAUAUUCUUUAAAAUAUCUUCUUUUGUGCAUUUCAAAAAGAAAUGCAUACAGGUUUGGAAUGACAAGAGGGUGAUGUUUUGGG
Messenger RNA from Onychostoma macrolepis, 3183 nucleotides. RefSeq names its product hepatic nuclear factor 4, beta (gene hnf4b). The record is from RefSeq and is a predicted model, not a curated record. Bases 311 to 1705 code for a protein of 464 amino acids. NCBI's taxonomy places the organism in Eukaryota, Metazoa, Chordata, Actinopteri, Cypriniformes, Cyprinidae. Gene Ontology annotation, biological process: positive regulation of transcription by RNA polymerase II; cell differentiation; anatomical structure development. Gene Ontology annotation, molecular function: zinc ion binding; nuclear receptor activity; RNA polymerase II cis-regulatory region sequence-specific DNA binding. The transcript is spliced from 10 exons.